Messenger RNA from Malurus melanocephalus (red-backed fairy wren), 3251 nucleotides. It is a transcript of the gene RAB33B, whose product is annotated as RAB33B, member RAS oncogene family. Bases 79 to 765 code for a protein of 228 amino acids. Gene Ontology annotation, biological process: Rab protein signal transduction. Gene Ontology annotation, molecular function: GTPase activity; GTP binding. Lineage: Eukaryota; Metazoa; Chordata; Aves; Passeriformes; Maluridae. Gene Ontology annotation, cellular component: endosome; Golgi apparatus. The transcript is spliced from 2 exons. The record is from RefSeq and is a predicted model, not a curated record.
CGAGAGCGGCGCGCGCCUCGGGCGGCCGGCGGCUGUGCUGAGGGCUCGGCGUCCGCGCUGCCGGGCUCUGUGGCCGCGAUGUCGGCGGCAGACGUGGAGUCCUCGCUGGAGCUGAGCCUGACGGGCUCCGGGGCGCUCCCCGGCGCGCUGCCCCCCGCCCGCUCGCGCAUCUUCAAGAUCAUCGUCAUCGGGGACUCGAACGUGGGCAAGACGUGCCUCACCUACCGCUUUUGCGCCGGCCGCUUCCCGCAGCGCACCGAGGCCACCAUCGGCGUGGAUUUCCGCGAGCGGGCCGUGGCCAUCGACGGCGAGCGCAUCAAGAUACAGCUAUGGGAUACUGCAGGCCAGGAGCGCUUCAGGAAGAGCAUGGUGCAGCAUUACUACAGGAAUGUACAUGCUGUGGUGUUUGUGUAUGAUAUGACAAACAUUGCCAGUUUCCACAGCCUGCCAUCUUGGAUAGAGGAAUGCAAACAGCACCUUCUUGCCAACGAUAUACCACGGAUUCUGGUUGGAAAUAAAUGUGACCUGAGAAGUGCAAUUCAAGUGCCCACGGACCUGGCCCAGAAGUUUGCUGACACUCACAGCAUGCCAUUGUUUGAAACCUCUGCCAAAAACCCCAAUGACAAUGACCAUGUGGAGGCCAUAUUCAUGACACUGGCUCACAAGCUUAAAAGUCACAAGCCACUAAUGCUUAGUCAACCCCCAGAUCAUGAUGAAAUACAUAUAAAGCCUGAACCAAAACCUACCACAUCCUGCUGGUGUUAGGUCACACUUUCACUGGCUAUCACCUUGUCUUGUUUGCAAGUGCUUCAAAAUUAUGAUCUUGGCAAAGUUCUGGGUUUUGGUAGCAAUUACAGCAAAUCUCUUAGGCACUUUAAUGUGGGGUUUUGUUUUUAGUUUUCCUGGUGUAGAUGUGCACAUUUCAUGCUCUUGCACUUUGUAACUGUACUUUCUGAAUUACUAAAGUUUCWCUAUUAAUAUAUGGGAAUAUAUUAACUUUCAAGUGAAGUUUUGACAAAGCAACUCUACAUGAGCUCUUGCUGCCUGAGGUUGUUCUCAUUACUUGUGGUAAGAUUAUAAAUAGUAGGUCAGUUUACUAGUAUUUUUGGUUGCUGCUUGCAUUGGAAUAGUGUAGGAGAAUGAGCCUUUUGUGACAACCAGGGAACUUGGGUUUUGGGUCAGCAAGUGGGGAGAUUUUUGGCAUAUUAAGGAAUAUUAGGUGACUGCUAGCAAAUUAGUAAGCAGUUACCUUUCUAUUAUAAAAACAAAAACAGGUCUGUCCAAGUUUGGGCUGUCAGUGUCAGUACAAACUGCUAGGUUUUGGCCUGUUCCACUAUAAACUCAGUCUGUUUCUUCAUGGCAGUGGUAAGAGAAUUGACAAAUUUCUCYCCUGCCUCUAGACACUUGAUACUUAAAACUUUAUUUAUUUUUCAUAAUUAGUAUGUGAUACUAAACUAUGUGUUCCAUGUUAUAGAAUUUACUGUAGCACAGUAUUUGGGGUAAAAUUGGGACCCUGUCUGUCCACARGUUCUCUGAUCUUACUAAACUUUAAAUGAGGAUGUCUUUCUAAAGGUGCUUUGAUGUAUUUGAGUGUCUCAGGGUAAGUGAAAACAGUUAAGUAAGUAAAAGAUWGGGUGAAUUUGCCAGAAGCAUACUGGUUUCAAAGAUAAGGGGUUUGCAGGUCUUUAGAGAUCAUGAGUGCUUCUCAAAUACCUUGAAAAGCCAACUUGAUAAYAUAUUUCAGGAAUGGGAAUGCUUAAGAAUAUGGUACAUUCUUAAAGUAUUUCCAAACRCAAACUAAAUUGGGUCUUGAAAUAYGGARUAAAUCGACCAAGUAUGUGAUCUGYUACCRAUUUUUGAGAUAAAACCUGCUUGUGUAAUGUAACUGUGUGUGGGACAUCCUUGGCAUUACUAAUGUGAGCUAGUAGGGAUCAGAUGAGGGAAAUUCUUCCUCUACAACAUCUUUUUCUGUUUUGUCAUAAUUGAAACUGCUUUUUUUAGUUCUGUCUGAAGAUGAAGUUUCAUAAUAAGGUCAAGUUUCAUAAUAAAUAUGGUGCUAAGUUGCACAUAGUUGCAUAAAGUGAAAUGUAAGCCACAGAAUGCAAUCUAUGGCUUCAUUCAUGUGGCAGUUCAAACAGUUUUGUGACUUAGUUUUUGAAGGAACUGAAGUCUAAAUGAAGAUUUUUUUUAUUGGCAAUGUGUGCCAUAUGUUGCUUACUGGAAACUAAAUGGAAGGGCAAGUUCAGAAGCUGCCACCCUAAUGAUCAYGUUAGAAACAAAUUACUGAAAGAAGAUAAUUAUUAUGUGAACUAUUACAAAUCUUGGGAUGUAAUUUCAUUGCAACUUAUACUGAGCAAAAUGUGUUGACUUUUUUCUAGAUUCAGAGCAUUAAAUUUGGUCAAUUAUGAUUAAGAUGUUUAUAAAGAAUCKAAACAAAAGGUAAUACUUUUUCCUGUAUAAAGCUGCUUUAAUUGUGACAGUAUUUUUGCUUAGGAAACAUUUGUAAAAGGGAGCUUUUGUAUUCACUGUGAAUCUUACAUGACUAGAAUUUACAGUUGUUUCAGAAACAAUCACCUUUUUAACACUAGUGUCCUUACUGAUUUUUUUAAGAAAAAGAUUGAUCUUAAAUUUAUGUUUAUACUAUUGUAAAUAAAUAUGGUUUACAGUCCUKUUGGACAGAUUGUUUUUCACUCAUGUCCUUAAUCCUUUUUCUGAAAAGGAUCCAUCUUAAUUAUUUGUAUACUAMGUAUGUCAGCAAGUAUUCUUUUUGUUGUCCUUUUUUUCUUCCUUUUUUAAUAAAAAAUAUCCCAGAACUAAGAAUUUUGMAGUCAGUCAGUCAGGUUGGGAAUUGAGGUAAGAAAAAAAUGUAGCUGUAGUAUUACUGCUAAAUUUGAUCUGAAACAUCUGCACAUCUGUUAAGCUUUAUUUGAGUUAUCACAACCUGUAAAUAAGGGCCUUCAUGUCAUGAAAAUUGUGUGGAAAUGGUGUUCAAGUGUGUAGUUCCAUGUUCGGCACAAAGCAUGUUUUAAUGGUUCUGCCAUGAAGGCAGUGUGGUCAGUAAUGCAGGAUUCAGUGUUGCUUCCUGGCUUUCAGUGGUGAUAUUCUGCCCACAGAAUGGAUGUCACAGUACUGAAUACUUCAUAUGUGUAUUUUCAUUUUACCAGACUGUAAAGYUGGGUUCUUUUCUAUGUCUUGGGGGCAGGCAAGGCACAAUCCCAGAAACCUAAUAAACUGGCUUUGCCACAAACUAU